Messenger RNA from Eutrema salsugineum, 1590 nucleotides. RefSeq lists its product as uncharacterized. The record is from RefSeq and is a predicted model, not a curated record. The transcript has 4 exons. NCBI's taxonomy places the organism in Eukaryota, Viridiplantae, Streptophyta, Magnoliopsida, Brassicales, Brassicaceae. Gene Ontology annotation, molecular function: nucleic acid binding; RNA-DNA hybrid ribonuclease activity. The coding region runs from base 1 to 1590 and encodes 529 amino acids.
AUGCCUUUUGGACUCAAGAAUGCGGACGCAACUUAUCCGAGGCUCGUCAACAAAAUGUUUACAGAACAACUUGGCAAGACGAUGGAGGUUUAUAUUGAUGACAUGCUGGUUAAGUCGCUCGAGGAGAAGGAUCACGUGAAGCAUUUGCAAGACUGUUUCGAGCAGCUGAACUUGCAUAACAUGAAGCUGAAUCCGGCGAAGUGUCGAUUCACGGUGACGUCUGGAGUGUUCCUUGGAUACCUCGUAACCCAUCGAGGAAUCGAAGCAAAUCCAAAGCAAACCAAUGCGUUGAUAGAAAUGGCGUCUCCGAGGACGAAACAAGAAGUUCAAAGAAUGACAGGACGCGCAUUCCAAGAUCUGAAAGUCUACUUGGUGAAUCCUCCGGUCCUUGCGAAGCCAGUGGAAGGAGAACCACUGUUCCUGUAUAUCGCCGUGUCAUUAACCGCAGUAAGUGGAGUACUGUUUAACAGAGGCAGAAACGCGUUAUCCGCAAAUGGAGAAGGUUCCCUUAGCUGUCGUAAUGUCGACUCGGAAACUGAGACCAUACUUCCAGUCGCACUCGAUCGUAGUCUGCCACUACGAAGCAUCCUGCAUAACCCAAGCGAGUUAGGAAGGCUAGCGAAAUGGGCGGUGGAGCUAAGUGAAUACGACAUCGAAUACAGGAACAUGUCGUGUGCGAAGUCUCUAGUAUUAGCCGAUUUCUUGAUCGAACUUCCGACAGAAGGAGUAGAAACAGAAGGAGUAGAAGAGCUGACCUCCGAGUCUACAUGGACAUUGCAUAUUGAUGCUGAAUACGAGACAUUAAUCGCCGGACUUCGGCUCGCACUUGAUAUCCGAAUCCAGAAAAUCCGUGCCUUCUGCGAUUCACAGAUAGUUGCGAACCGAAGAAUGAAAGCGUAUCUGAAAGUGGUUCAAGAGUUGACGAAGCAGUUAGAGGAAUUCGAGCUUACACGAAUACCUCGGGGGGAAAAUGCGUCCGCCGACGCCCUAGCUGCCCUCGCUUCAACCUCGGAUCCAGGAUUGAGGAGGGUCAUACCGGUGGAAUCCAUCGACAAACCCGACAUCGGUGUCGUAGACGGAGUCAAUCUGAUCAAUCCUCCCGAAGAAGAGCAAGACAUGGACGAAGAUGUUUCCCGAGAAACAACAGAGUAUGGGAGUGACAAAGAAUGGAUGGGAGCAAUUCGGACGUACAUUGCAGACGGAGAAGUACCAUCAGACAGGUGGGCAGCUCAGAAACUCAAAGCUCAAGCAUUGCUGACCAUUGCUGACGGAAACGUCUUCAAGUGGCAAUUUUCGGGACCAUUGCUGACAUGUAUCAAAGGAGCCGAAGCGAGAAAGAUCAUGGAAGAAGCUCAUAGUGGCGCAUACGGAAACCAUGCGAGCGGAAGAUCUUUAGCAAUCAAGAUAAAGCGACACGGUUACUACUGGCCAACCAUGGUGAAAGAUUGCGAGAAAUUCUCCGUCAAGUGUGAAAAAUGCCAGGCACGCCCCAACCAUCCAUCAGCCUACCGAACUAUUAUCAUCAGUCUCGGCUCCUUAUCCGUUUAUGAGGUGGUCAAUGGACAUCGUCAGACCUUUGCAAAAGUCUAA